AUGGCCCAAUUCAGACAGUACAGGAGACAGAAAGAGCAGGAGAGAAGAUACGUCAUCGGAAGAGAACUGACAGGAUUCAGAGGCCUGGGAUAUGCGACAGGCAAUGAUACUUUGUCAGUCAAGUUCAGUGUGAGGAGAAAGAACAGAGGGCUGUUUGAUUAUGAUCCGCCUGAUUCGCGAGAACCUGACGCGGACGAUGAAAUUGAGCGGCCUUGGGACUAUGAAAGUACAAGUGGAGAGGAUGACGAUGUAUCAUACGAUAGUUCAGAUGACGAGGAGGAUGCUGCGUAG
This is a messenger RNA of Hymenoscyphus albidus, 291 nucleotides long. Lineage: Eukaryota; Fungi; Ascomycota; Leotiomycetes; Helotiales; Helotiaceae. The record is from the annotation of a GenBank genome assembly.